CGCAGUGCCCGGACUUUGGGGUGCAUCUAGCGGCACGUCUCACGCAUACUUCAACACCACUUCAGCAACAUCUCCUCUCGGCCGACAUGACUUCCUUUAGGCACGUACUCUUCGUCUUGUUCUUUAUGCUCCUCGGCUUCACGCAUUGCCUCCCUGUCCUCUCAAACAGCCCAACCAUGUUUGCGAGGGCCGCUGGUCCAUCUGGAUCUUGCGUUUCUCCAUCGGGAGGCUCAAGUAUUCUCAACCUUGGUGGGACUGGUUCAAUCCAUGUCGAAUAUCAGGGCGUCCAGGGCACCACGCCUGACGGCACUCCAUACCAUACGAUGGGUAUAGACGUGAUCUUGCAUGAUCCAACCAGUGCUAUGGCGGACGUGACGCUCGCUCAAGGCUUGAAGCCCAAUCCUCCUUCGGGCACCUCCAUCUCCGGUUACUUCACCCCUCCAUUGGGUGCUUCUGGUUCAUUCAACCUCAUAAUCAUCGAGCAUCAAUUCAUCUACAAUGAAGUUCUCUCCUUCCAAGCCGCUGCUCCCCAGAUUACUAUCCAAGCCGGACCCAUCCAGUAAACGUUGAAACCCGGUUUCUCAGAAAAUGAAUGGACACAGAACAGCGUGCUUAAUCUCCGGACUCGUUCGAGAAUGUAGCUUGGCUCGCAUGGACUCCUCCUAGACUUUCUAAGCGAUAGAAUCUUCUGACCAAUUUUGUAUGUAUUCUCACCAUUUAGACUGUAUUAGACCGUAUUUCCGUUCUCAUUUCUCCUGUCC
Dacryopinax primogenitus is the source of this 761-nucleotide messenger RNA. RefSeq lists its product as uncharacterized. Bases 87 to 563 code for a protein of 158 amino acids. The transcript has 6 exons. Lineage: Eukaryota; Fungi; Basidiomycota; Dacrymycetes; Dacrymycetales; Dacrymycetaceae. The record is from RefSeq and is a predicted model, not a curated record.